AUGGGUCGUCUCAACGUCCUGAUGAGCAGCCUGCUAUUCUCAGUCACUCUUUUCGCAUGUCUUGCAACAACUGUCUCGGGUCAUCAGCACUCGCAUCACAACCAUGCUCACCUGCAUGCUCGCGCCGACAACAAGAACUCCAGUGCCGCGAACAUUGUAGAGGAAGCACUCGCUGCUCUUAAGCUUCUCAACAAAGCCAGAGUCGAGAAUCCACACUUUAACAAGUAUGAGUUUCAUUCUGGCUCCAAGACACCGAGUCUUGCCCCGGCUUUGGAUGCGCCUGCCGUGAUCAGCAAUGAUACUACGUUGAGAAGGCGUCAAAGCCAGAACAACAGCAGUGCCGAGAUCUCCGCUCCAAAUUUCUCUAUCUCCCCUGAGCUAGCCGAGGCCGCCAAACUUCUGGCAGAGUCUACGCCUCAAGUUCCUAAGGGAAACCACAGCGAGGUGGCUAAAGCCAUAAGAGAGAAGUAUGCACACAAGACAAAUGACACCAAUACUCCAGAGUCGCUCAAAACUCCCGAGGGGCGGCUUUCGGUAUACGGAGAUGACAAACUGAGCAAGCGUGCCGAGGAGUGGUGGAUGGUCAGCAUGGGCUCAUCCGGAACCAGUCCCUUCGCUCCUAGCGGUUACAAAGUUUGGAGAAACGUGAAAGAUUAUGGCGCAAAAGGCGAUGGUGUGACAGAUGAUACAGAUGCUAUCAACAAAGCCGUGAGCGACGGCGUCAGAUGCGGUCCUGACUGUGGCUCGAGCACGAUUUAUCCUGCUGUCGUUUACUUCCCGCCAGGGACGUAUCUGGUCAGCAGUCCGAUCGUUCAAUACUUUAACACAGAAUUUCUCGGCAAUCCUCUCGAUGUACCAACACUGUUGGCUGCGUCAAGCUUCGUGGGCCAAGGUGUCAUCAAGAGUGAUGUCUAUAUCAGUGAUGACGAGGAAUGGUACCUGAACACUGCAAAUUUCCUUCGAAGUAUCAAGAACUUCAAGAUUGACAUCAGACCCGCAUCUUCAUGGACUUACAUGUGUGGGAUCCACUGGCAAGUCGCACAAGCAACAUCUCUGGAAAACAUCGAGUUCUACAUGCAAUUUGAGUCGGAUGUUCCUGGCAACAACCAACAGGGCGUUUACAUGGAGAAUGGAUCGGGUGGCUUCCUAGCUGAUCUCACCUUUGUUGGAGGUGCAUUUGGAGCAUACUUCGGAAACCAGCAGUUCACGACUUCACACCUAGUGUUCGUUAAUUCCGUUGUUGGUGUCCAGGUCCACUGGGACUGGGCCUGGACUAUGCAGGACUUCAUCUUUGAAAGUUGCGGGACCGCGCUUCUCGUCGUCGGCGGUGCUGGAGGUCCAAAGUCGACUGGACAAGGAGUGGGAUCACUCAUAUUGGUGGACUCCAUCAUCGCAAACACCCCCAAGGGCAUCGUCACAACGCUCUAUGCCGAGAAUUCUACCUCAUUUCUGCUGCAAAAUGUCGGAUUCUUCAACACCAUAACGGCAAUCACUGACAACGAGACUGGAAACAUCCUCCUGAACGGCGGUAAUUCUGUUGUUGUCGAUAGCUGGGGUUUCGGUCGUAUUACGAACGCUACCACGGGUGCUGGGCAAACAUCCUUUGUCAAUGGCGAACACAUCGCUGUCAUGGAGCGAAACGAGGGCUUGUUGGGUGACGCUUAUGACAACCUGAAACCGAAUCUUUUCACGAGAAGACGACCCAAGUACCAAGAUGUUCUUUCUAGCAAGGUCAUGAACGUCAAGACACUUGGUGCCAAAGGCGAUGGCAAGACGGACGACACGAGCGCGCUGAAUUCAAUCCUUCAGGGUGCCGCGAAUACCUCUUCCGUUGUAUUCUUCCCCUACGGUGUUUACCUUGUGACGGACACUCUUCGCGUACCCGUCGGCUCCCGUAUCAUCGGACAGGUUUGGCCCCAGAUCAUGGGCACAGGAGACAAGUUCUCCGACGAGACCCAGCCAAGAGCCGUGGUUGAGGUUGGUAAAGCUGGAGAUGUUGGAAUUGUAGAAAUCACAAGUAUGAUGGUUACCGUCAAGGGGCCCACCGCAGGCGCCGUUACCAUCGAAUGGAACGUUGCUGAAUCGAGCACCGGAUCUGCUGGCAUGUGGGAUACACACGUUCGUAUUGGCGGUGCAGCGGGGAGUGAUCUGUCCACCGCAAAUUGCCCCAAAAACUCUGGAAUCGUCAACUCAAGGUGCAAGGCUGCUUCUCUUCUGAUGCACUUGAAGCCCAAAUCAACUGCAUAUCUCGAGAACGUUUGGCUCUGGACUGCAGAUCAUGACCUUGACAAGAUCACUCUCGAUCAAAUCGACAUUUAUGCCGGCCGUGGUCUCCUCGUCGAAAGCGCAAAGGCUUGGCUCUGGGGAACCUCAGUAGAGCAUAAUGUCUUGUACCAGUAUCAGUUCUCCAACGCGAAGAACGUGGUCAUGGGAAUGAUCCAGACGGAGUCCCCUUACUUUCAACCCGUCCCUAAAGCACCCACACCGUUCACGACUGGCCUGUUUCCCAACGACCCGACAUUCAGUGGCUGUGUGGCUUCCUCCUCCGCAACAUGUGCCGUCUCUUGGGCAGUCCGAAUCAUCGACUCUUCUUCCAUCUACAUGCUCGGUGCCGGACUCUACAGCUGGUUCAUCGACUAUAGUCAGGACUGUUUAGACACAGAGAACUGUCAGGAGCGCGCUAUGGAAGUGCAGCAAAGCAAGGACAUCUGGAUCUACAACCUCUGCACCAAAGCUAUCGUUGAGAUGGUGUCGCCUUUGGGUAGUGUUCCAACAUAUGCCAAAGACAACGUGAAUGGAUUCCUGGCCUCCGUCUUAGCAUGGCUUCAGGGUUCCACUGACGUAGCAGGCGAGCGCGAGUUUGAAGGUUAUCGUGUAUGGACGAGCGGAAUGCUGGAACAGCUCUACGGCCUCGUCUUGCCAGAGACCUGCAGCAGUGCUUUGACCGAGAUCAUUGCAUGUGAUAAUCGCACUGAAGAUUAUCAAGGGCCUGGUAUUCGCAGCUGGCUUGGGAAUGUCAACGAUACCGACAGCGUGUGCGCCGAGUCUUGCGGAAAGAGCCUGAAGACUUGGUUUGACAGUGUUUCCAUCGCUUGCGCGGGAUACGAAGUCAACGAUGCGCUGCCAACUCUUCUCGGAGGCCGCAUUUGGGAUGGGUGGAACCAGACUUGUUUGAAGGAUACCGACAGUGGCAAGUAUUGCGGUGAGAUCAUAGACGGCUUCACCACGGUCUCUACCAUUGAAGAGAUGCCCAAGAACGAGCUUUGCUCAUUCUGCUGGGUGGAGCACUAUGCCAUCCCUCAACGUUCACGGUACUCCAAGUACGACUCCUUUAUCCAGUCUCAAUAUGAGUAUACGGUCACCGAGUGCGGUACAGCCGGUGUCAACACGACUAUACCCGAGACACCACUCAUCAUCGAAGACCCGGCAACUUACUGUCAGACUGACAAAUGGUACACUACGGCUGAAGGGGACACAUGCGACACAAUAGCCCAGUCGAACAGCGUUUCUUCAGCAACACUUUACUUCGAGAACCCAGACACGAUCUUCGAUUGCUUCAAUAUCGAGGCCGGCUCCAAGCUGUGCAUCCCGCCGCCCUGCACUCUCACAUGGGUCAUCCAGCCCGACGAUACCUGCGCCUCAAUCGAGUACAACCUGACCAUGACAGCCGUUACGCCGGUACUCGGCAACACCCAGAAGUACAAUCGGUGGGUGGACAAGAACUGCGAAAAUCUACACAUUGCCAGCGCCGCCACCUUUGGCCACGUUCUUUGCAUGUCACCGCCGGACGGCGCCUACGCUGGCAAUGACACCGUCAAUGGAGACACUACCACGCCCACCAACGCGCCGGGUUACAGUGAAGAGAUCAUCGAUCCGCCUGCGGGAGCAACAGUCGCGGAUGGUACGACUGUGUAUUGUGGGUCAUGGCAUGUCGCGGCCGUCAACGAUACCUGCAGCACCAUAGCCUUCAGCAGUGGCACGACGAUUACUCUUUUCUUGGAGGUCAACCCUUCUCUUGGAACUGAGGUUGCGGGUUGCACCGAGAAGUGCUGUCCUUCUUCACGAUCACUCCCUAAGCGAAAGCUUGCAUCAUCGAGGAUGGGGUUGAACGUGGUGUUGUUGGCCCAGGCACUAGGCGCGCUUGCAGCGUUCUACGUUGCCAAAUUUGUUGUCCGACUGGUCCAAGUCAGGUCGAGAGUGCGGGCCGUCUCAAAAGAUCAUGCAGUGCUGAUUGAUGAUGCGCCACAGGAAGUCCUUCCUCACUCGUUCAUCUUCGGCCACCUUUUGCUUAUUGGCAAAUUGAUGGCAAAGCAACCUCCGGGACUCAAUGGCCAAGUGCUCCCGCUUUUACUGUUGAGAGAAUAUCCGGACCUCUGCAAGAAAGGGCUAGUCUACGUAGACACCUGGCCCAUCGGCCCGCCCAUGAUUGCCGUCUUUCACCCAAAGAUUGCAGAUCAAUUCACACAGGAGCGUUCGCUACCAAAACAUUCCAUGAUGAAAGAGGAGUUUCACCCACUGACGGGGUGCGAUGAUCUCGUCAACAUGGAGGGCCAGACGUGGAAGACAUGGCGGACCGUGUUUAACCCAGGGUUCUCAGCUCGGAACAUCCUCUCAUUAGUCCCUGCAAUGGUUGAAGAAGCAUUAGUUCUCAAAAAGUCCUUCGAGGCUCUUGCUAACUCGGGAGCGACUGUUGCUCUGGAGGACGGUGUUAUGAAGGCCACUGUAGACGUCAUCGGCAGAGCGGUUCUGGGGACUCGCCUCAAUGCACAAACAACAAACUCCCCCGUUUUCAGAGCUCUGCAGAAGCAGAUUGGCUUGCUGAUCCCAGACAAUAGCCCGCCCAAUCUCCUAAAGUCUAUCAAUCCCUUGCGGCCUUUUCAGAUGCUUUACUACAACUACGUCAUGAAGCGCGAGAUCGUUCCGCAUAUCGAGCGACAGCUCAAAGAAAACAUAUCAGAAAGAAGCAACAGUAAUGGUCCCAAAACCGUCAACAGUCUAGCAAUAACUUCCUACAUCAAAGAGGUGUCCGCGGCUGGCUCCAAAGCCGAAGCGAAGCUCGACUCUCAGUUCAUCGACAUUGCCGUUUCUCAACUCAAGAUAUUUCUACUUGCAGGUCAUGAUACCACGGCUAGCGCUCUCUGCUUUGCCUGGUAUCUUAUGAGCAAGUAUCCCGCUAUUCUCGAGAAGGUGCGGUCCGAGCAUGAUGAAGUCCUUGGGAGCGAUGCAAGCGCCGCAGCAUCUCGGAUUGUCGAGAACCCCGCGUUGCUGAACCACCUUCCCUAUACCAACGCCGUGCUGAAAGAAACGCUCCGCCUCUACCCCCCAGUCGGGACGGUACGACAGGGAGCUCCCGAUGUGUUUAUCACCGACCCGGAAACAGGCGAGCGAUUCCCCACCGACGGGUUCAUGAUGUUCGUGGCAUCGCAAGCGAUGCACAGAUGGGACACGCUUUGGCCAGAACCUGACACAGUCAUUCCUGAGAGAUGGCUAGUCAAGGAGGGCGAUCCUCUUCACCCAGUGAAGAGUGCAUUCCGACCCUUUGAGCUGGGUCCUAGAAAUUGUAUUGGCCAGGAGCUGGCUUUCGUUGAGAUGCGACUCAUCUUGGCGUUGACUGUGAGAGAGCUUGAAGUUGUGCCGCAAUUUCCCGAGGACGCGCCAGAGGUUUUUGGGGAGAAAGGUUUCCAGUGGAUGACAGGAACACAGAUCACCGCUCAUCCUAAGGAAGGGAUGCCAGCUAAGAUCGUUAGGAGGUAA
Messenger RNA from Colletotrichum paranaense, 5754 nucleotides. RefSeq lists its product as uncharacterized. The transcript is spliced from 12 exons. Gene Ontology annotation, molecular function: heme binding; oxidoreductase activity, acting on paired donors, with incorporation or reduction of molecular oxygen; monooxygenase activity. Lineage: Eukaryota; Fungi; Ascomycota; Sordariomycetes; Glomerellales; Glomerellaceae. The coding region runs from base 1 to 5754 and encodes 1917 amino acids. The record is from RefSeq and is a predicted model, not a curated record.